Molecule: messenger RNA, 3079 nt
Organism: Pocillopora damicornis (cauliflower coral)
Lineage: Eukaryota; Metazoa; Cnidaria; Anthozoa; Scleractinia; Pocilloporidae
Source: RefSeq, a predicted model, not a curated record
GUAAAGUGUUUUACCAUGAUUACACUUUUAACAUUUCUUCUCCCGAUUUUGCUUCAUGAAUGCAAUGUCAUUGGAAACGUCACUGCAGCAUCAAAUAAUAAAACAUGUUGGACCGAAUGCACAAAAACAUGUGGUGGUGGAAUGCAAGUCACUUGUCUAAAUAACACGACAAUAACGAGAGCCUGCAAUACGAGGCGCUGUCCAGGGGAUCCCGAGUGGACGAAGUGCACUUUAUCUUGUGGCGGAGGGAUACAGAAGAACAUUGACAAUAGCAGUAUUCUGCGAACGUGUAAUACUAUGCCUUGUCCAGGAGAUGCGGGGUGUUUAUCUGCUUACCUUAGCUUCGAACACGUUUACGAUCACAUUGUCUACGACGAGUCACAUAAUGGAAACGCUGGAACAAUGCAUGGAUGCGCGCGCAUCGUAAGCAAUGGUAAAUUUGGCAAAGGAUUGCAACUGAGCGAAGAUGGAAAUGUAACAUUUGAUGUAGAAAAAUUUAGCAAUCGACCAACAGAUGCAAUUACUAUAUCUUUGUGGCUUAAUUUAUCACAAGUCAAUGGUUCACACGAGCUUUUUUUCACUUGCGGCACUCCUGAGCUCUAUAAUAUGGGUGAUUAUCAUUUUGCAAUCGAAGAUGGGAAAGUCCAUUGGCUUGAGGAACUUCCUGGAGGUGGAACGCGUUUUAAUGUUUCUUCAAAUACUACAAUAAAAAGCAGUACGUGGUACCACAUCACAGGGACCUACAGACAAAGCACAGGGAGGGCACGACUUUACAUUAAUGGACUCCUGUCAAAUGAAGUGCUACCUUCGAUGACUCCAAAACGGUCAGCAGUACCUAAGCCCAAUAAUACCACGCAUGCGCAAUGGAAGUGUGCCAAUUUAGGCAGUUCACCGAAAGAGAAGCCUUUACAAGGCAUUAUAGAUGAAUUUCGGAUCUUUAAAUGCGAGCUCUUACCACAAGAAAUUAUGGAUUUGUACAAUAAGAAUACUGUCAAGAAAUUUCGAAUUCCAGCACUAAAAUCAAAUUCGUUAAUGAGACGACCCCAAUGGCGAAAAGACUUUUCUGAAUCUCUUUCCUUAAAAAAAUAAUGAUCUCUAUGCAUGGAAAGUUUAUAAAACUUCGAUCACUGAACAGUUGUAUCGCCUAUUGCUGUACCAGCUGCUUUCAUUUUUCGGAUAUAUUCUUCUAAAGUUUACAGAGGAUGAAAUUUGAAGUAGAUUAUUUAUUCCAACGUGUUUUGUGUCACUAUGAGGAAGGAGUGGGAAUAUGCUAAAAUAAGGAACACCGGACAAUGGAACACGCCGGGACACCGCGGACUAAAAGUAACGAUAAUAGUGAAAUAAAAAGAAUUAAUAUAUAUUAUAUAUUAUAAAAAAGAAUUGAAAAGAAUGAAAUUAUGUGUGGUUCGUGCCCUUGCUCCACGUGGCAAGUCCGCCGUCAAGUUUUCCGUUCACCAAUAACCUCGUUGUAGGUGCCAGGAGGACUGGUGCUGUCGAUGCGUUGCUCUAUUUCAGUAGCGUAAAUAACUUAAACACGAGGAAAAGCUCUCAGCUUUAGGAGCGAGUUAUAGAUAAGCGCACAAAUUAAGAUAUGGCAUUGAGCUAUCGGAGCUAAGAAAACACUCACGCAAUAAGGAAGCUUCCCGUCUGAAACACAGACAGAGCAGUAAAAAGAUAGAUUUCUUGUUUGCGAACACAAGAAAUAUUAUCAAAGCUUGAAGUGAUAGCAGUAGACUUUGCAAUGGACACUUAUAUAACCUUGCCUUUCUUACUGUUUAAGAAAACCGCAGAGCAUCUGUGGCGAUGUUAUCAGUCAGUCGAAAAUCAAGAUGGCGGGCACUACUCUGACUGAGAGCGUAAACAAUUCCUAAUUGAUUUUUUUUUCAUUUUAUUACUUUUAAUGUUUCGCGGUGUUCCAGAAUGUUCCCGUGUUGAAAGAUAUUCCGGUGCUUUGACGCGUUCCAGCCUUCCGGUUUGUUACUGUGUUCCGGUAUGUUCCAGUGUUCCAGCAUGUUGCGGUGUUCCGGCAUGUUACGGUGUUCCGGAGCGUUCCAGUGUUCCAACAUUUUACUUUUAAUCCAUCCAAUAUCUCAUUAGCUGAAGUUGUUUGGACAAGUCUCUUGACUCUCAUUAUUUCAAAAUGAUUGCAUGACAUAUUCCUAUCUGCCGAUGAACACCGCAACGUAACGCCGAUGAACGCUCCGGUUAAUAAAAGUUCGGUAGUGAAAGAAAUGGCAUCCAUCUUGCUCAAUCUGAAUAUUAGCCAACACUAAACAAGUUAAAUUCUUCGCCACGUGGUAAGAAAUUUUCCACGAAAAAGAUAGCACAUGCCUGUUUUUCUGUAUGAGCUUGGACUCACUCCUUCGUUAAAUUUUUUUUAUGCCCAACACCGAACAUGUCGCAAUGUCUAAGUCGAUUUUCUAAUCUUGUCCUCAAGAGGAACCACGAGGGAUUCCUCAAAGACAAAAGACUGAAGUACGUUCAAGACCAGUAUUAAUUUCUCAUCAUCAAGGCCUUUUUCGCCACCGGCGCAAUUAGAGCAGAUGAUGAUCUCCAUAGGAGAAACCUUCCUCGCUUCUCUAACAUUUCUUGUUAAAAGGCAGGCCCCCUUUAGAAAACUACCAUGAAAUUAGUGCUGCAAAGAAAAAUUAACUGAACAUUCUUUGUGUUAAAAUGAUAUGCACAACAGGCAGUAUGGGUUGUGAAGAGUAAACAAAAACCAUGCAUAGUCGCCUGAAAUUUGAAAUACUGAAUGCACAAGCUCUCAUUGAAGGUAUCUGUUUUCGUUUCGUGUAAAUUCUUUUUGUAAACUAUAAAAUUGAAAAGUAGCUUUGUAGACUUAACAAAUUUAAUGGAACACGUGUCUUUCAACACCACCGGGACAUAACUGAUAAAGCUCUUACGUUGAAAGCCUUAUCAAGCUUGUCCAUCAGUCAUCAGUGCUGAAGAGAAUACGACGAAAGAAAUUUGUUAUGAAAACAAGUGAUAAAAGUAAAUUUCCUUAUUAAUUUCACACAAUGAAAAUUUUAUUGGAAAAGUUAGCCAAAGAGAUCUAUUAAAACAAAACGCGUUGAGUGAG